Dermacentor albipictus is the source of this 1029-nucleotide messenger RNA. RefSeq names its product juvenile hormone acid O-methyltransferase-like. NCBI's taxonomy places the organism in Eukaryota, Metazoa, Arthropoda, Arachnida, Ixodida, Ixodidae. The record is from RefSeq and is a predicted model, not a curated record.
AGGGCAUACUCUCGAAAUACAACGAGUGCCCAAAGUGUGGAUGAUUCCGCUAUUACAAGGAAUCGCAUGGGGAAACAACUAAAGCAAAGGACCUCCGACCUUGAGCCGGAAUCUUUUACACGUAUGAAGGAAUUCACCUACAGCAUGAACCUGGCAGCCUUAAAUGAUGUGAAAUUUCGAAGUCCCGCAAGUCAUGAUGACCAAUACAUCGACGUUGGUUGCGGACCAGGUAACUUCCUUGCGGAGCAGCUGCUACCACGUCUGCAGCCCUUCGCCCGUGUCGUCUCUACCGAUAUAUCCGAGGACAUGAUUCUAUACGCCCAAAGCCACCACAAGGCGCCAAAUGUGUGUUUCGAGGUAGUGGACAUUGAGAACGGAGAUGUUCAAUUCAUCGUCGACAAGUACGGGCUCUUCAACCGCGUCUUUUCUUUCCUCACUUUUCACUACAUUUGGGAGUUGCACAAAGCUUACCGCAACAUCAGUCGACUGCUAAAAGAUGGUGGGGAGUGUGUGGUUGCCUACUUUACGAGGACAGGCGUCACGGACGUCUGGCACCGUAUAUACCAAAAAGAAGAGUGGCAUUCUCACAUCCCGGACCUGAGCUCGAUGUUCGCUGGGCGCUACUGCUUCGACGAACCGGUCGACGAAGAGAAGCUGGCUGCCCUGGAGAAGAGCGCCGUCACGGCGGCAGGUCUCGAAUUGGUCACCUGCCGUACUUACUGCAGCCCCUGCACGUUUCCAACCGCGGACGUCUGCCUCGAUGCACACGUGCCGUUCUUCAAACUGGACGCCAGGGUGCCGGAGGAAAAACGCGCCGCUUUUUGGAAGACUUGGAGAUACGCACUAAAAGAUGCGUCCAACUCCAACACCGGCGGCAUCAGCCUCAAUUAUGAUGUCCUCGUUGCGUACUCGCAGAAGCAUCCAGCUCCUAUGUAGACAACGCAUCUGGUGCGUGCUAUCAUCGCAGCUUUUAGGUGGCUGUGCUUCGCCUAAUUUUCUUCACAGUGACGAGUAAUAUUCGCAGCAAUG